UGAUAACAUCGAGUCGUUGUUCUUUUUAACAACGUCCUCUAAAUAACAAUGUCGUCUGCAGGUCCACAGAAGAGCAGUUCUUUGACAUUGGUGCUCAUGGUUGCUUCUGCAGCCUUUGGAGGAACUCUUCAAUAUGGAUACAACCUCGCAAUAAUGAAUGCUGCCACAACUUUUAUUCAGACGUUUGUCAAUGAGACAUUCUUGGAGCGGUGGGACAUCCAGUUGGAGGACUACCAGGUGACUCUGGUCUGGACAAUUAUUGUCUCCAUCUUCUCGUUUGGGGGCUUUGCAGGGGCUCUUAUCGCAGGACCGAUGACCAUACGCUUCGGGAGGAAGAAAUGCCUAUUGUUGAACAACAUUUUCCUCAUGACUGGAGCGCUCUUAGCUGUGACAAGUAGAGCUGCCAAGUCGUUUGAGAUGAUCAUCAUCGCACGUGUCUUGGUGGGGAUUAAUGCUGGGAUCAGCAUGAAUGUGCAACCCAUGUAUUUUGGAGAAUGUGCACCAAAGCACUUACGAGGGGCGAUCUCCUUGUCAUCCGCUGUGUUCGCAGCAUUUGGUGUUGUGUUAGGACAGGUGGUCGGACUCAGAGAGAUUCUGGGCAGUGAGCCAUGUUGGCAGUAUCUUCUUGCCAGUAACGCCAUUCCUGGCCUCGUCCAGCUCCUCACCCUGCCCUGGUUCCCUGAGAGCCCCAGAUACCUGCUCAUCGACAGGGGCGACAAGGAUGCUUGUAUUAAUGCUUUGAGACGGCUGCGAGGCUGUGAGGUACAGAGCAGCGAGCUGGAUGAAAUCCUGCAGGAACAGGCUGAAACCAAAGGCAUAAGGGCCCGCCGACCCUGGGAGCUUUUUACUGAUCGUUCAGUGCGCUGGCAGCUCAUCUCUGUCAUGAUCAUCAGCAGUGCCAUGCAACUCUGUGGUAAUGACUCGAUUUACUUCUAUGCAUCAUACAUAUUCAAAGAGGCUGGAGUAUCAGAUGAUAAAAUCCAAUACAUCACAAUUGGCACCGGUACUUGUGAAUUCACAGCAUGUAUAUUGUGUAACCUGCUGGUGGAGCACAAAGGUCGGAGGUUCAUGCUGAUGGGAGGGUACAUCCUCAUGACCGUCUGGGCAGUCGUCUUCACAAUUGCUCUGUUAUUAGAGCACAAUAUAUCCUGGAUGCCAUACCUCAGCAUGACUUGCAUCUUCACCUACAUUCUCAGCUUUGGCCUGGGACCAGCUGGAGUGUCUUGCAUUCUGCCCGCAGAGAUCUUCAAUCAGACUGCUCGGCCAGCAGCCUACACCAUCGCUGGCUCCAUGAUGUGGAUCAACCUUUUCAUCAUUGGGAUGAUCUUUCCAUUUCUAGUGAGCGAGUUGAGUGAGUACUGCUUUGUGCCUUUCGGAGUGGUCUGCCUGCUGUCUGCCGUGUUUGUCGGCCUGGUUCUGCCUGAAACCAAAGGGAAGUCUCUGUCCGCCAUCACAAGUGAAUUCGACAAGCUCAACUUCAAGGGCCAAGAUGAAAAGUGUGCGCCGCAAGCUAAAGCCCAGUAUCAGCUGGGGGAAGUGAGUCUUUCUACGGCCUUGUAGACCGACUUCUACUGAAACACAAACGGCUGCGACCGCUAGAGGCCUCACGGUUCUGUUUGAGCAGCAAGACGCCGUCACCAAAGGAACGUUCACUCUCACAUCACCGAAAGCAACUUGGAUCUGUAACCACUCCUUUAUUUUGAGUGUUUUCUUUCGAGAGGAUUAUAAGGAAUUUCCUUUGACAUCUUCCCAUGUUGCACUUGUGUUUUGUUAUUUGUGUCACUUGUUGAAAUAAGACAGAAUUCCACAAAAUGUAUUUAAAUGGACAGUGAUGUUAACUUGCACCGUAUCAAAUAUAAAUGUAAUGCAUCAGUGUGCACACCUCAUUCAUAAAAAAAGAUAUCAUGAUGUUGAGUAUUUAUAUGUUUAGUAAUGACUGAAUAGCUAUAAUUUCUAUGGAAUAAGUGCAAUUGUUUAUGUUGAAUAUUGUUGUUUUGGUUUUAAUGCUCUAACUUUGCAGCAAUAAAAUAUUGUGUACGGACA
Pseudoliparis swirei is the source of this 2043-nucleotide messenger RNA. RefSeq names its product solute carrier family 2 member 11a (gene slc2a11a). Gene Ontology annotation, cellular component: membrane. The coding region runs from base 49 to 1560 and encodes 503 amino acids. The transcript is spliced from 12 exons. Gene Ontology annotation, biological process: monosaccharide transmembrane transport. Gene Ontology annotation, molecular function: hexose transmembrane transporter activity. NCBI's taxonomy places the organism in Eukaryota, Metazoa, Chordata, Actinopteri, Perciformes, Liparidae. The record is from RefSeq and is a predicted model, not a curated record.